GAAAAGCUGACUAUACUUAGAGUACGAGUGUGUGUGAAAUGGAGUGAUGUGGGGUUAAAGCGGUGCUCAGAUUACAAACAGAUAUUCAGAAAUGAAGGGCUCAUCCAAACUCCUCUGUGGGCUCCUCAUGUCAUGCUUGUGUUUCGGAGCCACAGGUUCAAAAGAGGAGUUAUCUAUCAUACAUAGCCCAGCCAACAACAUUACAGUGAAUGAGGGAGAUUCUGCACAAAUCACCUGCUGCUGGACUAAAGUCAACAGUUUAAUUAAAGCUGUUUGGUUUAAGAAUGAGAAAAGAGUUCCUGCUGAAAAACAGCAACUCAAAGAGAACUGUUCUACACUAAACAUCACAAAAAUAACUAGAAAUGAUAUAGGAGAUUAUCUUUGUAAAGUGUAUCAAGAUAUUCCAUACCUGAUUGUAUUAGAGGGAAACAGAACCACUAUAACUAUCAAAGAAGGACAAGUAAACACCUACGCAACAACUACAGUCAAUGUUAAUUCAGUUUCGCUACCAACCACAACUGCUGCAACAGCGAGUUCUGGACCCUCACACAAACCCCCAGAUCCGCCCCUGACCCUGCCUUUGUCCCUGGCCGCAGCCAUCGGCCUGUUGACCUUAUGUUUGGCCUUCAGCAUGUGUAAGAUAAGGAACUCCUGUAAAAAUUCAGAACGAAUGGUCAUACAUCAGAUGCCACACAGUGAGGGGGAGGAGCAUGAAAACAUGGAGGUGGAGGAGGUGAGCACAAACUCCUCCCGAGGAUCACUACAAUGGUAUCAAGUCCCUGUUUAUUGGUCUUACUUUGAUGUACAGACGGGUGAAGAGCAAUGUCAACCAGAAUAGAAAAAGGACAAGCUUCUGUUCAUUUAUUCAAUGAAUUUGAUAUUUUCUUAUGUUUGUUUCAAUCUCUGGCAGCUGGAAGAAUGUCUAUGUAAAUACCAAAGACUGUUUUAUCUUCAGAAGUGAACAGAUACAUUGGAAACCCUUUGAGCUCUUGAGCUGCACUUGAUCAUCAGAUUUUAAUCUGGCUGUGUGUUGCAGCUCGGUUGUGUUUUGAAAUAGAAACGCAGGCGGUGGUUGUUCAUUUGUUGUUGUAAUUUUCUGUUUGUUACAGGUUUGUUAAAACUUUAUAAAAAAAAAGAUUAAAUAGCUGAACAUGAUGUUUCAAACCAAAAUAGAAAGCAACUUAGAAAGGUGUAUUGUAGCUAUUUAUCACAUGACAAAAGAGCACUUGCUAAAGUUUAAUAGACAUGUAAUUCUGUGUCAAACAUUGUUACAGUUUGGAUGCUUGAGCCACACUUAAAAUGUUUGAAAAUCAUUGCAUUAAAUAAACAAUUAAAUCUUCAAACAAAUGAUACUAGAGCUUUUCUUAGAACUAAUCUUUUUUAGUGGAUGUAUAGAAUAACCACAGGUGUAGUUCAUCACAUUAACUAUGAAG
Messenger RNA from Xyrauchen texanus (razorback sucker), 1433 nucleotides. RefSeq lists its product as uncharacterized. The record is from RefSeq and is a predicted model, not a curated record. Bases 92 to 838 code for a protein of 248 amino acids. Lineage: Eukaryota; Metazoa; Chordata; Actinopteri; Cypriniformes; Catostomidae. The transcript has 5 exons.